Molecule: messenger RNA, 2400 nt
Organism: Acaromyces ingoldii
Lineage: Eukaryota; Fungi; Basidiomycota; Exobasidiomycetes; Exobasidiales; Cryptobasidiaceae
Product: glycoside hydrolase
Exons: 8
Coding region: 1-2400 (799 amino acids)
Biological process (GO): carbohydrate metabolic process
Molecular function (GO): beta-glucosidase activity
Source: RefSeq, a predicted model, not a curated record
AUGGCGGACCUCUCGAGCAAGGCCUUGGGUGGCCAGCCGCUGAGGACCUCAGGGCGGCACUUUGUCGACGGCUAUGGCCGGAUUGUGCAGAUGAGAGGCUUCAACGUGAGCGGAGCAUGCAAGCUACCUAUACGAGCAGACGGCAGCUCGCAAUCAUCAGAGAGCUAUUUCGACCACCGGAAUGUGUCUUUUGUCGGCCGCCCGUUUCCCCUGUCUAAGGCGCCUUUUCAUUUCGCCAGGCUGCGCGCCUGGGGUCACACGCUCAUUCGUCUCACCGUCACCUGGGAGGCACUUUCGCACAAGGGUCCCGCUGAUAUCGACGAGGAGUACGUUGCGUACCUCGAAGCGCUGCUCGACCUGAUGCCACAGUACGGCAUCAAAUGCAUCGUUUGCGCCCACCAGGAUGUAUGGAGCCGGUACAGCGGAGGCAGCGGCGCUCCUGGCUGGACAUUUGAGAAAGUCGGCCUCGACGUUGAAAGAUUCAAAGCAACCGGCGCCGCUUUUGUUCAUGAAUUGCAGGGUGGCGCAGAUGAGAGGAAAACGUCAAAGAAACCCGAGCCCGUAGGCGCCUUUGUCUGGCCUUCCAAUUAUCAGAAGCUGGCAGCGGUCACGAUGGCAACACUCUUCUGGGCUGGCGAUAUAUUCGCUUGGAAACUCAAGUUGAAGAACGAUCUUUCGUCAACGUCAACGGGUGACGGAGACCUUUCGAUUCGCGAGUACCUCCAAACAGCCUACAUUGAAGCCUUUGGGCACCUGGCCGAUGUUCUUGCAAAGAAGGAGGCGCUUGUCGGGUUCGACAUCAUGAACGAGCCCCAUCGAGGCGCCGUAGGCCUCCAGGACUGGCAUAGCUGGAACUACAAUACGGACCUGCACAUCGGAUUCUAUCCAAGCUUUAUUCAGAGUCUGGCCUUGGGCAGCGGCUAUCGCCAGAAGGUGCCUUUCUACGUGAAAUCGUGGCCCUUUCCCACCCGUGUCUCGCACCAUUCCAUCGUCGACCCACUGGGAACCUCCUGCUGGUUCUCCGAUGCCAUGGAUGGCGGUAUGGGCCAGUGCAUCUGGAGAGCGCACGGUGCGUGGGAGUGGGACCGACAAAAGGAGCAGCCCGUCAUUUUGUGCGAUGACUUCUUUGAGCGGGAUCCCCGACCAGGAAAAGAACACAGUCGGAUCGAGUGGUAUCGGGAUUGCUACGCUCCCUUUAUUGACCGUUUCCUCAAGAGAGUGCGCAAAAACAACCCCCAGCUCCUUUGUUUUGUCGAGCCCAUUCCGAACGAGUUUUUCCCACCGUGGGCUAGUCCAGAGACAAUCGAGACGAUUUCUGAAGCCGAUCGAGGAGAGCUCAUGAUGGCUUCGUACGACCAGGGCUACGCCACGAAGACGUUCAUUGACACGAUUCGUCCAAACGGUCUCGUAUACGCUCCUCACUUCUACGACCUCAAUGUCCUCUUUUCCAAAAUGCACAACGAGAUGAGUGUCAACGUGCAAGGUCUCAGCAGGGGGGCAGCCAUCUGGAAAGCAAUCUACUUUGGCCGCGACGGACUCAAAAAGAACUACCUCAAGCAGCUGUCCAACGUGAAGAAAUACGGGAAAUUGUCUUUCGGCCCCAUGCCGACUGUUGUUGGCGAAGUGGGUGUCCCCUUCGACCUCAAUCACCGUGAAAGCUUGCAGAAUGGCAACUAUACGUUGCACGAGGAGCUCCUCGACGCCCUCAUCGAGGCUAUGGAGCGCAAUGAGCUUCACUACACUCUCUGGAACUACGAUCCGAACAACACGACAGCACACGGUGACGGAUGGAACAACGAGGAUUUCUCAAUUGUGUGCUUUGAGAAAGGCGGGGCAGAAGACCGAAAUAGGCGGAAGAUGGGCGAGGAUGAUGAGCUCUACGAGGGAGGCAGGGCACUGGCAGCCGUCAUUCGGCCGUAUGCGACAAAGAUUGCAGGUCUACCGAUCGAGUCGACUUGGGACUCCAAAAACUUCGUCUUCACGUUCAAAUUUGCCAACUCAGUUCCCUUUCAGUCCAACGACGGUCGAGCGAGAGCCGAGGCUAGAAAGACGGAGAUCUUUGUGCCGAAAUACCAAUUCGGCCCAGCGUACGCCAGCCUCAGGAUCGAUGUUAGCGAUGGCGGGUACGAGCUUGACUCCGAGAGUCAAACGCUAUACUACACCCCGGAAAAGACGCAGCUGGGAUAUCCACACACCAUUCGGAUCUCGACAUCGUCUCCGCCACCGCCACCGACGGUCACGCGAAAAAGAGCGCGAUACGGCUGGUGGCCUUUCAAUGCCGAAGCGACAUGCUCGUUGCUCGCUCUCUUGGUGAUUCUGGUGGUCACUCUCUACAUUGCCGACGACGUUUAUACCCGCUAUGCUGCUGGUACGACUCACCCAUUCGGUCAUGUCCAUUGA